AUGAGCAGCUACGCAGCGGACGAGCGCGUGCUGGAAGCCAUCGCGUUGACCAGCACACUAUCAGUAGAGAAUUUUGAAGCGGUAAGCAAGCUUGCAAUGCGUCUUUUUGGCUCAGAUAAACAGAAUAAGCGGCAGUUUGCGCGUACAGCCUCUGCUUCUGGAUGGGAGAGUGAACAGAUGGAAAAGGUUGUGCUUGCGAUAGCCAAGAUGUUUAUGGAUGCUGCUAAGGUUGAAAUGUCCGAGGAUGUCUUCCGGAUGGUAGUAAAAGGGAUGUCGUUACCGGAGCAACAUGUCGAAGUUCUUGCAAAGUUAUAUAAAGCACAUGUGAAAGAUAUUCGAGAGUGCGUGUCCAGAGAAACAGGCACAAGCAUUUCACAGUAUCGGAAUUUGGAGUGGCGAAUCGAUCUGGAGCUUGGUACACGCUUUCACUACAACAAACCAAAGCCCAUUGUGACGCUUCGACUGGACACUCAAGUCAGUAGCUCCGCUGUACCACAAGCUCAGACCACUUGUUUUCGUGUAGACUACGACGGUCUUAAACUAAUGCAGCAUCAGCUGGAGACUGCAUUGAAGGAGGCCGACUCUGUGCAUUUCAGUCGCAUCCAGCGAUACAUGCAAUGA
This is a messenger RNA of Peronospora farinosa, 621 nucleotides long. The record is from the annotation of a GenBank genome assembly. Lineage: Eukaryota; Oomycota; Peronosporomycetes; Peronosporales; Peronosporaceae.